UAAUCAAGGCUUUGUUCCCUCAAGCUUAUUAGGUGGUUCAGAGCCGAAAUCUGGUGGUAAUUCUGUACCAGGUCACGGUCAGAAUCAAUUACCUAAGUCCAGUUCUCCAAAUGGUAACGCGUCUCCAUCAUCAAGUCAAGGCAAAGUCCCUACUUCCGGCAAAGCAUCACCGGAUAUUCGCAAAAUACCUUGGCAAGAAAAAGAAAAUGCAUGUAUUUUUGGUCAGAAUCAGUCACCUUGUCAGAUUAGCACGAGAGUUGUUGAUAUGUUUCAUGUUUUCUUAUAUAACAACUUACAAGCAGUGCCGGAUGAAAAGGCAAAAAAAGAUAUUACUCUCCUAAUGGCAAGGGCCGUGCCAUAUCUAAACAACGAGCCACGAAUUACGAAUGCAUCAAAUUUUUACAUUCGCGUAGAAACAAUUUCAAUAUUUGGAAUUUUUGGUGCCACACCACCGUUAGGAGGUACAUAUGGUCCAAUUUCUAUAUCUUUAGAAGAACCUCCACCAG
Messenger RNA from Dentiscutata erythropus, 506 nucleotides. NCBI's taxonomy places the organism in Eukaryota, Fungi, Glomeromycota, Glomeromycetes, Diversisporales, Gigasporaceae. The record is from the annotation of a GenBank genome assembly.